AUGGGCGCCGAUGAGAUAGUGGCAUUUCAACCGGAAAACAAAAUCUUGAAUAAAUUGAAAGAUGAGAAUGAUGAGGAUGAUGAGGAUGAUGAGGAAAAUCAAGUAGCCGAACCAGACGAAGAUAGUGAUAAAACAAUAGAAAUACUCCAACAAGACGAAGAAUAUGAUGAAAGAAACGAAUUAGUCGAAGCAGACGAAGAAAAUUAUAUAAUCAAAUCAGAUGAAGAAAGUGAUCAAGAAAAUAAAGAAUCAGUUAAGCCAGAUGACGAAAGCAAUGAAAAAAAUGAAUUACUCAAAGCAGACGAUGAUACAUUAAACGAUAUGGUACAAGAAGCAAAAACAGCCGGCGAUUACGCUGAUUUGUUUGGAACUAAUCAGCAUUAUAAUAUUCCUGAUACGUACCAAGAUUUUGGAAGAAGAUUUGUCUUAAACUAUCCAUAUUACGAGAAGAAACCUACAUCAGAGGAUGCCGCUGAAACUGAGUUAGACAAUGCUAUAAAGCAACAUCUGGCAGCUAAGAAAUUAUCUGAUAGAAGACUUUUACCGCAUAAGGCACCACCAGAGUUCGUCCUGGCCAUUGCAAAACAAUCAGUUCUUUUAGAAUCUAUGAAACCAAAAAAACCCACACAUAAAAUAAAAAGAAAAGAUAUUCUCAGAACUGGGGAUUAUUGGAACGAUGUGUGGAAAGAAGAUGUAGAUGUUAAUAAAGUCCUACGAUCAUCCAAUACAAAUCAAAAUGAAUUGGUAAGACUUAAACAUUGUAGAAACAUACAUUUAGGGCCGAUUCACACCGGAACGCAGAAGCCAGCAGCGGCUGGCAGCAGCCGUAAGCGACCGGUAGGAUACGACGAGGCAAAAAAAUCAGUACCAGGCUAUACCGCUGACAAGACGCGCACGGCCGCCCUUUUCGAACUUCUCAAGCGAUUUUGGUCUCUUAACUAUGUAGAUAAAGUUUAA
Molecule: messenger RNA, 957 nt
Organism: Vanessa tameamea
Lineage: Eukaryota; Metazoa; Arthropoda; Insecta; Lepidoptera; Nymphalidae
Product: probable beta-tubulin polyglutamylase
Exons: 7
Coding region: 1-957 (318 amino acids)
Source: RefSeq, a predicted model, not a curated record